Messenger RNA from Mollisia scopiformis, 4926 nucleotides. RefSeq names its product WSC-domain-containing protein. The transcript is spliced from 11 exons. The record is from RefSeq and is a predicted model, not a curated record. NCBI's taxonomy places the organism in Eukaryota, Fungi, Ascomycota, Leotiomycetes, Helotiales, Mollisiaceae. The coding region runs from base 121 to 4539 and encodes 1472 amino acids.
AAUGACGGAAUCUCGCUGAACUGGACCGCCCUCUCUUCCUCUGGACGUCCGGUACAGGACCCGAAUAAUAGAUAAUUCUUCACUCCCACAUUCGUUCGCAACGCGUCCAAAACAUUCGUUAUGCGUUAUUUAUAUAAUCUGCUGCUGCUCUCAGCGGCUUUCCUCCCUCGAGUCCUAGGGGCCGCAUCGUACGAUGAAUAUAGAGAUGCAGACAUCGGGCAAUCGGGCUAUCUGCCUAACCAUAACAUGGACCCUAAUAUUGUUAAUUCUGCAGCCUUCGGUCAAUUAUGGAAAGUUGCGUUUAAUUCAGAGGAACAGUUCUAUGCCAAGCCUUUGACCUAUACACCUCUUGCAGGAGGUAACCAGAUUUUGUUCCUGGCAUCGAGUCAAAACUGGAUUAGAACCCUGGACGCCAAGACCGGAGCUUUGAUCAAUUCCCGACAAGUUCACACCCCGUUUUUGCAAUCUGAUAUCGGCUGUACAGACAUUCCCAAUUACAUUGGUAUCAUUGGAACGCCCACGAUAGACCCUGCAACUGAUAUUGCCUACUUUUUCGCCAAGACCUACAUUCCAAACUACCGCGUCUCAGGAAGCACAGGCACAUCGAACGGCGUCUAUUAUUUCCAUGGUGUCAACGUCAACACCUUGGCCGAUGUCUUCACUCCCAUACUCAUCGAUGGUGCUGUUGCAGACAAUGCUCCCGCGAAGUACUUUGUUGGGGGCGUCGUUCUACAACGCCCUUCCCUCGUCCAAAUCGGCAGUGUUGUAUAUGGAGCCUUUGGAGCAAGUUGCGAUCUUUUCAACUAUACCGGCUUAGUAAUUGGUAUGGAUGUCAACAAAGCCAAAAUUGUCGCUCAUUGGGCAGUUGAAAGUGGCCCCCUCGCCCCUCAAACAAACUCUCUCUUGCAGAAUGGUGGAGGAGGAGAAGGUGGAAUCUGGAUGAGUGGCAUGGGUCUAUCGACAGAUGGAAACAGGCUCUUCUUCGUCACCGGAAAUGGAGCUGCUCACGAAAAUGUCGGAGCACCAGCCACUGGCCAAAGUGGUUGCUCGACGUUGGGCGAGGCAGCAGUAAAUCUUGGAGUCGACACCUCUACUGGUGAAGUAUCUGUUUCCGACUACUUCCAACCCUACGACUACCAGAAUAUGGACGGAGGUGAUCAAGACUUCGGUGCCGGAGGUUUGAUCCUUUUGGACUCUACAGUAUUUACUGGUGGUGGAGUCACUAAGAUGGCUGUCACCGCUGGUAAAAAUGGUAAAGUAUAUGUUUUGAAUGCCAACAAUCUUGGAGGCUACAAACUAGGAACGGGACAGACGGAUAACGUCAUCCAAACAAUCACUGAAGGCGGCUCAGUUUUCGGAGCCGCUGGCUCCUAUCCUCUCGAAGGUGGUUGGGUCUACACUACUCCGGUCGGCGAUGCGACGUUCGCUUACCAAUUGGGGUUUACCUCUGCUGGUAUCCCGCAAUUGUCGAAGGUAGCACAGACCAAUGAGAUCUCUGCGGGCCGUGUUGGUGUUGGAGUUCCGACUGUCACUUCAUUGAAUGGUGAAGCAGGAAGUGCUAUACUCUGGAUGACAGACCCAGACGCAGGACUUCGUGCCUGGUAUGCAGUCCCGCAAGAUGGUGUCCUCGUGAACAUUCCAUUGCCACAGGUCGGUGGUGCUAACAAAUUUCAACGACCCGCUUUCGGCAACGGACUAGUGUAUGUUACGGACUCCAAUGGUAUCUUGUAUUGUCUCGGCUCUCCUGUCGCACUUCCACUUAAUUGUACUUCACCCGUCAACUUUGGCCAACUUGCCCUCGGAUCGAAAGCCACACAAAGGGUCACUUGCACGGCUUUGAUUGCUAUCAACUCUAUCGUUGGCCUCGAGAUUAGCAGCACUACUUUCUCAGCAAGCAACUCGAGUCUGCCAACUGGUGCAUUGGCAAAAGGAGCUUCCUUCUCCUUUCCGGUAACAUGGGAUCUGACCAAUGCCAACUCCAACAACGCUGUGAACGCUUCGUCUCCAGAUGUUACCCCAGGAGUGAAGAGUACGCCGUUGACAAUUCUCACCAACAAUGCAGUCACUGGAUAUUCCACGGCAUUCCCCAUCAGUCUGACUGGCACCGAGGUCUCGGAAAGCCCAUACUUGUCCGUCGCUCCUACAACUUUGGACUACGGAGGAGUUGUUGUCAGCAAUACCACCGAUGCUGAGACGAUCUCAGGUAUCCUCACCAUUUCAAACAAAGGCUUGACAGCCAUGACAAUUGAAGGCUAUGCCUUCACAACUCAAACAUUGGCCGAUGACCCAACUUAUACGAAUGCCACAGCCGUGAAUGGGGUAUGGAAUAUGGGCUACGGAUUCACAUCAACUGAUUUACCUGCUGUUGGUUCCACGAUCGCACCUAACACUGCUAUCUCUGUGGAUACUGUAUUCAACCCAAUCAAUGGCACCGGUCAGUACCUUUCGUACUUCGAGAUCUGGUCCAACGGUGGAGCACAGAAUGUCAUUCUUGAGGGUUCUGCUUCCACAGCUCCUGUUGCCAACUUCUCCAUUAGCAAUGGAGAGGGUGGAUGGCUUCCUGGAUCCGAACUCACCAUGAACUUUGGUAGCGUCGCCCCUGGUAAUUCAUCUUCGCUUCAAAUCCGAAUCUGCAAUGAGGGUGGCUCUGCUCUCACAAUUGACAAGAGUAAACCUCCGAAUGGUGUAUUCCACCUUGCCGACCCAACAGAGUUGGAAGAAACUCAGGUUAUCACCCCGGAUGCUUGUGCAUAUGGAACGGUUAUCUUCACGCCAAAUACCGAGGAGUACAAUGUUCCCACGUUCUCAGAGAACAACACUUGGACCCUCAACACUGACGAUUUGACUUUUGGUGUUCAUGUUGUCGAGUGUGUAGGUUCUGUAGCGGACACAUUUGUUGGUCCCAAGAAUUCAUCAGGCCAAUACAUCUACGAGUACUUGGGCUGCUUCCAAGAAGCAACGACUGGCCCUCGUUUGUUCCCUAGUGAGCCUUUAUCACCUAGCACCACCAACGACAAUGCCAAUUGCCAAACGGCUUGUUAUAACUCUGCUCAGUACGCAUUUGCUGGCACUGAGUAUGGUGAUGAAUGUUGGUGUGGAAAUACCCCACCGCCGCUUGCAAACCAAGAUCUUACGGAUACACUCUGUAAUACUGCUUGCCCGGGUAAUGCGAAUGAUCAGUGUGGUGCUACAGGUUAUCUUUCGGUUUAUUAUGACCCAACAAAGUAUGUUGCAGGCACUAACCCUGCUUUGUAUGGCCCACAAACAGUUCAAAGUGUUGGCAACUAUGUCUACCAAGGCUGUUACUCCGAAGCAACUAGCGGGAGAGCGUUGUCUGGGAAAUCUCCUACUGCACCAACUGGAGGUUUCACUAUCGAGCUCUGUGAAGCUGCUUGUGUAGGAUACACGUACUUCGGCAUGGAAUACUCGAACCAGUGCUACUGCGGGAACACUCUUGGUACAGGCAGUGUCAAUCAGACAUCCAGUACUCCCAGUGUCAACGGAUGCUCAAUGGUCUGUACCGGGAAUUCCAAAGAGUAUUGUGGAGGUUCAAAUCGUCUCAAUCUCUACGCUUUGAAUAGAACAGCCUCAACCUCGACCAGCACAAGUGUCAGCUCCUCGACAAGUCAAACAGGAACUGUGGGCUCAGGCUCAUCAGUCAGCUCCUCGUCUGGGACAGUUUCCGUCACUUCGUCCACCGCGACUCCCACACCCACUGGACCCAUCACUGUCACAAAUUUGGCAGGCUACAUUUAUUUGGGCUGUUAUUCCGAAGCUACAAACACGCGUGCAUUGAGCGGUCUCGAAAACCCGAUUGCAGCAGCAAGCAUGUCUGUCGAGGCUUGUGCUGCGGCAUGCGUCAAAUACACCUACUUUGGAGUUGAAUACGCACAAGAAUGCUAUUGCGGUAAUGUUAUCAACACUGGAUCCGUCAACCAGACUAGUUCCGUUCCAAGAGUCAGUGGUUGCAGCAUGGUUUGCAAGAACAACACUGGAGAAUACUGUGGUGGUUCAAACAGGUUGAAUAUGUACCAAGUUGCCAACGUUGUUUCGAGCUCUUCGUCAACGGUUCUCAGCAGCACGGUCUCUUCCUCGUCGACUUCUGGAACACUCUCAUCCUCAAGCAGCAUGGUCUCCAGCUCCUCGCUUUCGAGCUCAGUCAAAUCAUCAUCUAUUUCCUCGACGUCUUCUCUCAGCAGUACGAGCAGCACUUCUUCAGCACUUUCUAGCACCAGCAGCAGCAGCGUUCUUUCGUCAACGACCAGCUUAAUCUCCACUUCUAGCACUUCAAGCUCAGUAUCAUCCUCAACAAGCCCAGUCCAGUCUUUGGCAAUCAGACAGACUAUUGGCAACUAUGGAUUUGCUGGAUGCUACACUGAAGGCACAAAUACAAGGGCUUUGACAGGAGCAUCUCCUCUCUACAACUACACAGCAAUGACUUUAGAAACUUGUGCUACUUAUUGCUCUAAGUUCACAUACUGGGGAGUUGAGUAUGGUGGAGAGUGUAAGUGUUCUACACUUUCUGUCUUUGGGGAUUAGCUAAUAGGUGCAGGCUAUUGUGGUAACUCCUUAAACGCUGGAUCUGUCUUGGCAACCAACCAAGCUGAUUGCUCGUUCACUUGCCCGGGUAACAAGUAUGAAUACUGUGGUGCUGGUAACCGAUUGGAGAUGUACACACUCUCAACAACCAGCACCAGCAGCUCAGUUGUUGCCGCAACAGUUUCACCAUCUGCAUCGUCUAGUGUUCUUUCCAGCACGUCUACAUCCGUGUCAAGCAGCGUUUUGAGCUCCUCCUCGACCUCAUCGAGUUCGGUGGCGUCGACGACUCUGUCUUCCACGUCAUUGGUGGUGUCAUCAUCGACUUCAUCAACGGUGUCCUUGUCCAGUAGCCUUUCCAGCUCUCAUUCUCAGACGUCUGCGUCAAGU